AUGGCUGAAGUCAUCGGUGUUGUUUCUGGCGCAUUAACUUUCGCAACCGUCGUCGCGCAGGUCACGAAGUCAACCAUACAAAUCAAAGACUGCUGGGGCCAAAUACGCGACGCACCGGAGGACCUAGAGCGACUGGUCCGUGAGAUCGAUAUCUUUGGUCUAAUUCUGAUGGAUAUUGAGGAGGAUUUGUCAAAGGACUCAGUCGCUGGCGUUCUGAAAAACAACAACCAUGCUCUCAAGAGCUUUGAACUCUGCAGAGAAGCUGCUGUUGAUUUAGAGACUGCUUCAGAAGGUCUGAUGGCUGAAAUGCGGUCGGCAAAGGGGUUCAAAAGGUCAUAUGCCUCGUUGAGGGUGGUUUGCGAGAAUGGCUUCGACUAUUGA
Messenger RNA from Penicillium manginii, 381 nucleotides. RefSeq lists its product as uncharacterized. NCBI's taxonomy places the organism in Eukaryota, Fungi, Ascomycota, Eurotiomycetes, Eurotiales, Aspergillaceae. The record is from RefSeq and is a predicted model, not a curated record. The transcript has 2 exons. The coding region runs from base 1 to 381 and encodes 126 amino acids.